Messenger RNA from Symbiodinium sp. CCMP2456, 873 nucleotides. Lineage: Eukaryota; Dinophyceae; Suessiales; Symbiodiniaceae. The record is from the annotation of a GenBank genome assembly.
AUGAAGGCUCCGAUGGUCUUUUUCAUCUAUGUCGGGGGAAGCCCGGGGGCCCUUGCAGCUUCCGGCAUCAUCUUCCUUGUCUCGAUGUUGCUUUCGAACGUCAACAUCUUGGAUGUCUUCGUUAGUGGAGAUGUCGGUGAUGACGGCUACUACACUUCGUACGAAGACAUCGAGCUCGACCGGAUCUACCGGCAGCAGCGUGCUUCAUUAGAGCGCCGGAGGAACCGGGAACGCUUGGCAAGUGCCACACGGCCAGGAUUCUGGAGCACGCUCUUCACCUCGUGCGCCAUUGUGACCCUCGUUUUCUGCAUGAUGUUAACUGCUGCUGUUGCUCUGUUCUAUUGGAGGCCUGAUCUGCGCGAGCACCGUCUCGUCCGCGGCAUCAUCCGUCGGUUAAACCGUCUAGAGGACCGCUUCAUCAACUGGCUCGCCGAACGUGGUCUGUGGUUCACCAACAGCGCACGGCGUCCACGGCCUCGUGUGAGCUCUGCAGAAAUCCAGAAGCUGCAGAAGGAGACCUUCGUCAGCGAGGACGAGCUGGCUCGUUGGUCGGUGGCGACCCUGAAAGAGGAGCUGCGACGCCUUCAGCGUCAAGCAGACAUGAAUCUGGGAUUUGCAGGCGGCAGCCAGACCAGAGAAAUACAGCUGCUGCUAAGAAGCGGUGUGGGCAUCGAGAAAGCUGAGCUAGUUCAAGCUGUUCUGAAAGCCAGAGGAGGUGACUCCGGGAUCAGCUGCGCCGUGUGCCUGGCAAACUACGAGAGUGGAGACGAGCUCCGGGUACUGAAAUGCGGGCACCGCUUUCACUGCGACUGCGUGGACCGAUGGCUCACACAGCAGAGUAGAACCUGUCCUUUGUGCAGCAAGCGCGUCUAG